AUGGAGGAUGCUCAAGCACAACUACUUGUAAACAUUCACACAGAUAUUGCCAAUGGUACGUUCAAUGACAUCCAAAUUAUAUGUAAGGACGGAACAACAACCGGAAGCCGCAUCGUACUGGCAGGAAUGUCUUCCUAUUUCCGGGCUAUGUUGACUUCCGAUAUGACAGAGAGUCAGACGGGCGUCUUGAACCUUCCCACGGUGUCGUUGUCGGUGUUGCAAGAUGUUAUCAAAAUGUAUUUGUGUGGAAUAAAUUUAGUGAAUGAAAACAACUGUGUUCAAGUAUUCGAUGUUGCAGAGAUGAUGCAGCUUGAAUACAUCAAAGGACUCUGUAACAUCUACCUGAGGGAAGGUCUGGUAUUAACUGUAGAAAACUGUUUAAAUUGGUGGAGAAUUUUGAAAUUGUACCAUUCCCUUGAUUUGUCCAAUCAAGCAUUUUGCUAUUUGGCUGAAAAGUUUGCUGAUUUUGUUCAAACAGAAAAUGUAGUUCAGCUGUCAAAGGAAGAAGUUUUGCAAAUCAUUUCAAGAGAUGAUUUAAAAUGUAAAGAAGACAUCAUAUUGAAAGGUGCCAUGAAGUGGAUUAUGCAUAAUAAUCCGGAUCACGAAGAUGUCAAAACUAUUUUUGAAAACGUUCGUCUAGAUAUUGUUGACUCACAGUUUCUGAUUAAUGAAGUUGUAUUUUCAGAUAUUGUUUGCAAAAACAAAUCUGUUCAGGAAAUGAUACAAAAAUCACUAUCUUUACUCGGUGAACGCACAGCCUACUCAAGGUUGAGAACUGAUGUGUUUGUUCUCCAUCAUAACAACACGUCACUUCUGUCUUGCUUCACGUCAGAUGACAAGUGGGAAGACGUCCCACAGGCCCCAGUAGAUCCUGGAGAUCUUUAUUCAGCUUCAAGUCUGGAUUACAACAUUUAUAUCACUGGUGGGAAUUUCAAGCCAAAAUAUACAUUGAUUUAUGACACCCUUAAGAGAGUUUGGGCAGUAGGUCCAGACCUCAUACAUAAACGUCACUACCACUGUAUGGUCACAGCUAACUCUAAAGUGUACUCGAUAGGUGGUCGUUAUAGUAACACAAUAGAAGAAUUGAACGAGAGUGAGACGCACUGGCGGGUUGUUGGAGAUUUGGGGAUGCAACGAGAUCACACUUUCCCUGUUACAGUUGAUGGUAAUAUUCUCGUUAUGGGAGGAAGAACAGACUCAGUCGGGUCAGAUAUUAUCCAGUGUUUUAACACCAGCACGUACACUGUCAGUCAGCUGAACACAAAGUUACCUUGUAGCUCUAUGUCACUAAGAGGCUUUAUUCACCUCCCAGAUGUUUAUCUGUUAGGCUACGACGGCCACGUGAUGCAUCUCCAGAUCACCAACAUCGAUGGAGAAAUCCGGAUUCAGAUUAAAUCAACAGCAGAGUGGAGAUCAUUGACUUAUUGUUUUGGAGUAACACACCGAGACGGAAGCUUGCUGUGCUUCACAAAAGAUGGAAUCAGCAAAUUCAACCUCGCUGAAGUUUCAGAAGGCGACCUCUUUAACCAGGUGGAGGAACUCUCCGAGAUGGAGUGA
Gigantopelta aegis is the source of this 1557-nucleotide messenger RNA. Its product is annotated as kelch-like protein 23. The transcript has 2 exons. The record is from RefSeq and is a predicted model, not a curated record. Lineage: Eukaryota; Metazoa; Mollusca; Gastropoda; Neomphalida; Peltospiridae. Gene Ontology annotation, molecular function: protein binding. Bases 1 to 1557 code for a protein of 518 amino acids.